This is a messenger RNA of Phyllostomus hastatus (greater spear-nosed bat), 1371 nucleotides long. It is a transcript of the gene HNMT, whose product is annotated as histamine N-methyltransferase. The record is from RefSeq and is a predicted model, not a curated record. The coding region runs from base 232 to 1110 and encodes 292 amino acids. Gene Ontology annotation, molecular function: N-methyltransferase activity. Lineage: Eukaryota; Metazoa; Chordata; Mammalia; Chiroptera; Phyllostomidae. The transcript is spliced from 6 exons.
CCAGUUCUUAUAAAACAACUGCGUGUGGUUCAAGUAUCAGCGCAAAAGUCCCACUUAUGUAACGAUGAGCUUUGCACACCAGCCUUUCCAUGCCUAUUCAUUUCAAAGCAAGGUUUUUUAUUUUCUUGAAAACAAGUCGGUGGGGGUAGGGAGAGAAAAAAGGAACUGGGAAAAGACGAGAGAGGAAGUUAAAACUUUCCCUCCCUUCCUGUCUUCCUCAGAAAAUCAAAUAUGGCAUCUUCCAUGAGGAGCUUGGUUUCAGAUUACAGCCGAUAUGUUGAAUCUUUUCGAAGGUUUCUCAACAAUUCUACGGAACACCAGUGCAUGCAGGAAUUUUUGGACAACAAGCUGCCAGGCAUAAUAGCAAGGAUUGGAGAUAAAAAGUCAGAAAUUAAGAUUCUAAGCAUUGGCGGAGGUGCAGGUGAAAUUGAUCUUCACAUUCUCUCCAAAGUGCAGGCUCAGUACCCAGGAGUUCCUAUCAAAAAUGAAGUUGUUGAGCCAAGUGCUGAACAAAUUGCCAAGUAUAAAGAGGUUGUAGCCAAGUCUUCAAACCUUGAGAACAUAAAGUUUGCUUGGCAUAAGGAGACAGCAUCUGAAUAUAGAAAUAGAAUAAUGGAGAAAAAAGAACUUCAGAAGUGGGACUUUAUUCAUAUGAUUCAGAUGCUGUAUUAUGUAAAAGACAUCCCAGCAACCCUGAAAUUCUUCCAUAGUCUCUUAGCUACCAACGCUAAGAUUCUUAUUAUUGUUGUAUCAGGAACCAGUGGCUGGGACAAGCUAUGGAAAAAGUACGGAUCCCGCUUACCCCGUGAUGACCUCUGCCAGUACAUCACAGCAACUGAUCUCACCCAGAUGAUGGAUAAUUUAGGAAUUAAAUAUGAGUGUCAUGACCUUCCUUCCACCAUGGACAUAUCUGACUGUUUUAUUGAUGGUAAUGAAAAUGGAGUCCUGCUUUGGGAUUUUUUGACAGAAACCUGCAACUUUAAUACAACAGCACCACCUGAUCUCAAAGCAGAAAUUAUGAAAGCUCUACAAGAGCCUGAAUUCAGUGUUAAGAAAGAUGGAAAGGUUCUUUUUAAUAAUAAUCUGAGUUUCAUAGUGGUUGAGGCAUAAAUAUCAAUCAUGAGAGUAUCUUAAAAAUUAUAUUGUAAACAAUGAUCAUUUAUUUCUGUAUUCAAAUUACAAAUAAAUUUCAUAAAUAUAAAUAAGACAUUUUCUCUUAUGUAUAAAAUCUAGAAAAUUGUAACAUUCUUGGACUUCCAUGUACACCUAAGUAUAAAUGAUAUUGUGGAUAUUAUCCCAUCCCUUCUCCAGGUUGGAAAAAUGAGACAACUAAGUUUCACUGGCUUAUUGACAAUAAAAUUCUUUCCAUUU